AUGGAUAUAGCAACAGGUCCCGAGUCGCUGGAGAGGUGCUUCCCUCGCGGGCAGACGGACUGCGCCAAGAUGUUGGACGGCAUCAAGAUGGAGGAGCACGCCCUGCGCCCCGGGCCCGCCACCCUGGGGGUGCUGCUGGGCUCCGACUGCCCGCAUCCCGCCGUCUGCGAGGGCUGCCAGCGGCCCAUCUCCGACCGCUUCCUGAUGCGAGUCAACGAGUCGUCCUGGCACGAGGAGUGUUUGCAGUGCGCGGCAUGUCAGCAAGCCCUCACCACCAGCUGCUACUUCCGGGAUCGGAAACUGUACUGCAAACAAGACUACCAACAGCUCUUCGCGGCAAAAUGCAGCGGCUGCAUGGAGAAGAUCGCGCCUACCGAGUUUGUGAUGCGGGCGCUCGAGUGUGUGUACCACUUGGGCUGUUUCUGCUGCUGUGUGUGCGAGAGGCAGCUGCGAAAGGGUGAUGAAUUCGUGCUCAAGGAGGGCCAGCUGCUGUGCAAAGGGGACUACGAGAAGGAGAAAGAUCUUCUCAGCUCCGUGAGCCCCGACGAGUCCGACUCUGUGAAGAGUGAGGACGAAGAUGGAGACAUGAAGCCGGCAAAGGGGCAGGGCAGCCAGAGUAAGGGCAGUGGAGACGAUGGGAAGGACCCGAGAAGGCCCAAACGGCCCCGGACCAUCCUCACCACGCAGCAGCGAAGAGCCUUCAAGGCUUCUUUUGAGGUCUCCUCCAAGCCCUGUCGGAAGGUCCGAGAGACACUGGCGGCAGAGACAGGUCUCAGCGUGCGUGUGGUCCAGGUCUGGUUUCAGAACCAAAGAGCAAAGAUGAAGAAGCUGGCCCGGAGGCACCAGCAACAGCAGGAACAGCAGAACUCCCAGCGGCUGGGCCAAGGGUGGUCAGGAUCGGGAAGGGGGGUCAGGAUCGGGAAGGAGGUCCUGUCAAGCCGCAUGGAGGGCAUGAUGGCCUCCUACACGCCACUGGCCCCUCCGCAGCAACAGAUCGUGGCCAUGGAGCAGAGCCCCUACGGAAGCAGCGACCCCUUCCAACAGGGCCUCACGCCGCCCCAAAUGCCAGGGAACGACUCCAUCUUCCACGAUAUCGAUAGCGAUACCUCCCUCACCAGCCUCAGCGACUGCUUCCUCGGCUCCUCGGACGUGGGCUCCCUGCAGGCCCGCGUGGGGAACCCCAUCGACCGGCUCUACUCCAUGCAGAGCUCCUACUUUGCCUCCUGA
This is a messenger RNA of Peromyscus eremicus (cactus mouse), 1227 nucleotides long. It is a transcript of the gene Lmx1b, whose product is annotated as LIM homeobox transcription factor 1 beta. Bases 1 to 1227 code for a protein of 408 amino acids. Gene Ontology annotation, molecular function: DNA-binding transcription factor activity, RNA polymerase II-specific; RNA polymerase II transcription regulatory region sequence-specific DNA binding. The record is from RefSeq and is a predicted model, not a curated record. NCBI's taxonomy places the organism in Eukaryota, Metazoa, Chordata, Mammalia, Rodentia, Cricetidae. Gene Ontology annotation, biological process: neuron differentiation; regulation of transcription by RNA polymerase II. Gene Ontology annotation, cellular component: nucleus. The transcript is spliced from 9 exons.